AUGACAUCGGUGUAUGUACUCAUUCAUAUAUGCCUGUGUGUUUUACGUAUAUACUCAGAGCUGAACACUUAUAUAUUUAUUAUUUUGAUUGCUUCAGUGAAUGUAUUCAUAUGUGCUUAUGUGUUUAUGUAUGAACAUUUAUAUAUCCGUUACUUUUAUUGCAUCAGUAUAUAUUUUCAUGCAUAUUUGUGUGUUUAUACAUGUGGAAAAACGAUGAUCCAUAUAUCUAUUUCUUUUAUUACAUCAAUGUAUAAUAAACAUCUAUAUAUCUAUUAUUUUUAUUGCAUCAAUGUAUGUAUGUUCAUAUUAAUGUCAAUAUUACUAUGGGUUUUUAUAUGUAUGGAAACGAAUCAUUUAUAUAUCUUAUAUGUUUAUAUAUAUUCAUGCAUACUGAUUACAUCAUAUAUGUAUAUACUGUUUGUUUAUAUAUGUACUAAGAUGAACAUUUAUAUAUCUAUUGCUUUUAUUACAUCAGUAUAUAUAUUCAUGCAUACUUAUGUGUUUAUAUAUGUAGAAAAACGAAGAUCCAUAUAUCUAUUACUUUUAAUCAGUGUAUGUAUUCAGACGUGA
Messenger RNA from Helobdella robusta, 570 nucleotides. RefSeq lists its product as hypothetical. Bases 1 to 570 code for a protein of 189 amino acids. The transcript has 3 exons. The record is from RefSeq and is a predicted model, not a curated record. NCBI's taxonomy places the organism in Eukaryota, Metazoa, Annelida, Clitellata, Rhynchobdellida, Glossiphoniidae.